AUGAAUAAUCUUAAAGCUAUUAAAUUUCUUACAACAGUAGAUCCAAGUUUUAUCGAUCAAAAUCUACAAUUAUAUUCAAAUAUCUAUGAAAAUAUGCAAUUAGGUGAUUACGGUCCAAUUGAAUCUUCAAUUCUAGAAAAAUAUCAUAAUCAAUGUAAUCAUUUUUGGCAAAAAGCAAAUAUAUUUCAAAUAAAUCCAACACCAAAUUUUGAACAAUCUCAAUCUCAAUCACUUGCACUACCACUAUCGUACUCAUCUAUUUCAACAAUGCCACCACCUUCAUAUUUAUCUUGUGAUAAUAAUAUUUGUUCAUCAUCAUCAAAAAUAAUUAAUGUUGAAUUUCUUUAUACAACAACUAUUGGUAUAACAAUAACAACAAUGAAGUAUAAACGAAAUCAAUUAUUUGAUUUACAUGAACUUGCUGCAAUAUUUGAUUGUUUAUGGAAAUCAAUUUACAUGAGUAUACAUUUUGAGAAAAAUAAUUUAUGUUAUUGA
Molecule: messenger RNA, 495 nt
Organism: Rotaria sp. Silwood1
Lineage: Eukaryota; Metazoa; Rotifera; Eurotatoria; Philodinida; Philodinidae
Source: the annotation of a GenBank genome assembly